AUCUCUACCCGAGUGUACAGAUUUACACAUCUUAAAGGCUUAGACCUUCAAAUUUCGACCCGUGUCAUAGCGGUGCAGCACAAGACAAGUAGUCCUCAGUACUGAAGCGUCAACCUAAGAGAGCGCUCAGUGUAUUCCAACGUGCUUUCUUGGCUUUCCUAUCGUCAUGUUACAGAUGCAAGGACCUGGUUUAAGUCUCCCUCCACUAGUGUCCUGUUAUGAUGACCAAAGCUGCAUGACAAGCAGCACCCCGUCACGUCCGCAGUACUGCUCACCCAACCCGCAAAACAACUACCACUCGGGCCGUGUUCUUCAAGAAAUGAUGUACCAGAAUGAAGUGAAUUUUCCGGGAUUUAUUACGGAUCACCGCGGAAGCCAAGGUCUUCAAUCUAGCUGGUCCUCUCCUUGGGGUCCUCGACAAAACGUGCCGUACCUAGCGCAUCCCCAUCCAGGCGAUCCUUAUCAGUACGCCACAUAUGGAGGCGAGAUGGGUGACUUCCAAGACGACGGUGGUGCAUACCCUCAGAAACGUAAAAGAGCACGAACUGCCUUCUCCGCAGAUCAGCUCAAGAAACUCGAAAAAAGAUUCCUGGCGAAUCACUACAUCGUUGGAGAAGAACGACAAAAAGUAGCCAAAGACCUCGACUUGUCCGAGGCGCAAGUGAAAGUGUGGUUUCAGAAUCGGAGAACGAAGUUCAAGCGUGACCAGGAGCUUGAAAGACUAGGAAAGAAAAAGAAACGAAAAGGUGAACAUCACAUCCGAAAAUGGCAAAUCACUACGAAACAUUUUUAUCCAGAACUAGAUAACGAAGAGCGACUCAAUAUCCAACUGUAAUCAUUAGCAACUAUUUGUUAAGACACACUUCAGAGAUAAGGCCUUCGUUAAAGUCGCACAACCGACGAUCUCGUCGGGAGAAAAAUGAAGUCUUGUACAGCGUUUGCUAUCGUUGAAGACACUUAAUGUACAUUUAGAUUCGGGGGAUUAGCUUUGUGUAGAAAAAGGAAUGGAGUUUUUUAGCGAGCUUAAAUAUAUUUAAUUGUCUGUCGUUUAACUCGUCUUGGAUGUGGAGCCGAGUCAAAUCUCGUUCCGUCAAGUAGGUCAGGUAAUCUCGAAGGAAAUAGUCUGUCGAUUAACUUCUUCUCAGGCGCUGCGGGUUUAACGUCUUUUUUAAUGACCAAGACAAAAUGAUAAUGYUUUCAUGAAGUGUCGCAAUCUAUUGCCGAUUUAACGAUCGCUUUCGAGAAAGAUUAAAGGAUAUUUUGCGAUGGAAAAAUAAGCGAUAUCGAGCACCAGGCUUUCGGAAAUUGCGCGUGCUUUAAUCUAAAUACCGGGUCACUACAGACGUAUUUGAAAUCACAUAUCGGUAAUAACUUGCGCYCUUUAUCGAAGCAAAACAGAUUGAUAAUUCUAACGUAACCCAGAGGAAAUAAAAAAGCUGGAAUGCUUAAAAUCGAGCGGCUUUUCCAUCAAAAAACAUUUAAGUAACGUGCUUACGGAUUUCAAAAGGUUAUUAAUUUAAGCGUCAUUGGGCGUGCCGGAACGCAAUUUCCUGAAGACACUUUWCUUCGCAUCGAAGAACGUGUCGAAAUUUCGUUCCAUUUCAAUCUUCAAUCUUCACGAAAAAUUUUUUAUACGUAGGAAAUAAAGGGCUGAAAGAAUGAAAGACUGGGUAAACCUUUUAAAAUGACUUAAGAAACGUGUAGUAGUUUUUCGUUUCUUCAACUGGCUACUUUUACCUUCAACUUUAACAAAACCCUGAAACAACCUCUAGGCUGAUCAAACGGUCUCGGCACGGCUAACUCACAGAUCAAACCCUGAAAAAGCCUCUGGGCUUAUCUAAGUCAAGGCAUGGCUAACUCGCAGAUCUAAUUUAGCGUGUUUGGUUUGCGGAGGGAGGAAAACUGGAGAACCCAGAGAAAAACCCUCGAAAAUCCCUAUCAACCGCGUGCGACUGCAACAAUGUUCAACGUCUUGCAGCGCAAAACUAUAUUCAUAAACAAGUACUUUAAAACUAUGUAAUGUAAAAAGUGUACAUCUAUCUCAUAGCAAAGAUCUAAAAUAAACAGUCGUUUUUUUCAA
Actinia tenebrosa (Australian red waratah sea anemone) is the source of this 2080-nucleotide messenger RNA. RefSeq lists its product as uncharacterized. Gene Ontology annotation, biological process: regulation of transcription by RNA polymerase II. The record is from RefSeq and is a predicted model, not a curated record. Gene Ontology annotation, cellular component: nucleus. Gene Ontology annotation, molecular function: RNA polymerase II cis-regulatory region sequence-specific DNA binding; DNA-binding transcription factor activity, RNA polymerase II-specific. NCBI's taxonomy places the organism in Eukaryota, Metazoa, Cnidaria, Anthozoa, Actiniaria, Actiniidae.